Rotaria sp. Silwood2 is the source of this 1622-nucleotide messenger RNA. The record is from the annotation of a GenBank genome assembly. NCBI's taxonomy places the organism in Eukaryota, Metazoa, Rotifera, Eurotatoria, Philodinida, Philodinidae.
AUGGCACCUUUCAAUCUCAACGAUUUUAUAAGACUGGAAAGAGUCCAAGUUCUGUGAUAGCGCUUGAUUUAAACAGUGAUAAAAUUACUGAUCUAAUAGUGGCCAAUCAAGGUGAAAGCACGAUCAGUGUUCUUAUUGGCUAUGGAAACGGAAGUUUUCAUGAUCAAAAAAAAUUUAAUACAAGUAAAAACCCAGGCCUUUUAUUGUCCGGUGAUUUCAAUAAUGAUAGAAUACCCGACAUAGGAGCAAUUAGCGGUCGCUGGAGUUCAUUUUGUAUGCUGAUCAGUGGUGGAAACCUGACUUUUCCUUACCAGAAAACUAUUAGUAUUAUUAGUUCUCCAACUGAUGCAAUAACCUAUGACUUUAAUAAUGAUGGAAAAAUAGAUAUUGCAAUAACCGGCAAAAAGAACAACAACUUGGGUGUGUAUCUAUUCCAAGACAAUUAGUUGCUCGCUAAAUUCUUGAUUUAUUAAAUAUCAACUAAAUAUUAAUAGCAUCUUCAAGCUCCGUAUGAAUCAUGAUUAUUUUAUCGACAAUUUUUAACUAUAAUACUUUUUUCAUAUUUUACAUAACUAUUAGGAAGUUUAGCUUGUUUAUCCUUUUUUUUUUCAAGAAACCUUCCUAAACUAUAUUUCUAUUGUGUUCUCUUCUUUUAUGGAUGUGGAUGUGGAUGUGGGUAAAGAGAACACAUCCACCCACACCCACACAUCCUGUAAAUUUUAUUUAAAGUUAUUCAAAUUUUUAAAUUUCUAUUAAAGAUUUUUAGAUUUUAAUUCCAGUUAUUUGUUCUAUAAAUUCCAUUUACGACAAUUAACAUUAGUUCAAAUCUUCUCUUUAAAAAUAUCUGUAAGAUUGAAAACAUAUUUUAAAAUCAAGUGGAAUUGAUUGAAAUAUUUUUCUUAUAAUUAAUCAAUAAAAUAAAAUAUCUUUUUCCUUUUUUUCCUAAGUAAAGCAAUCGAUAUUAUCUUUAAUUGUGAUCUACUUUAACAAAAGAAAAGCCAAGGAACUGCUAGUUUCGUACGAAUAGUUCGUUAGAAUUGUAAAAAUAAUAUAAAGGUUAAUAUAAGUUAUCUUAUAGUUGUCUUGAUCUUUGUUAACUGACUAAUAUCUUGUAGAAUUUUGGUUGUUUACAUUAUAAUCAUGUGAACUUUGGCCAAUGAAUAUUUAUCCCACGUUGUGACGCAUUUAUCUCCGACAUAAUUUCGUAGGUUUAUAAGAGAAAUACAUAAAGAUAAAGUUGCUUUGAAAAUCUUGAAAAAAUAAGUAAAACGAAUGAUAUGUUGUUAUGUCUAUUUGUUGUUAAUUAUGUUUGCUAUAAAUAACAUUGAUUCAUGUAAUGUAAUAUUGAAGAACUUGGUAAUGAUAAACAAUUUGUCGAAGAUUAUGCUCAAUCGUUAUUAAAAUUAUUUUCUCAAUCAGAUUAUGUAUAUGGUAAAUCAUUUGAUAAUUUUUCAUGUCCCAUGGAAAAUAAUCCAAUAAAUGUUAUUCCAACAUCGGUACACGAACUUCGACCAAGUGAUAUUAAAUGUAUUGCAGCUUUAUGUGAUAGUUUAACAGUUGGUUUAGAAGCUCAUGCUACAACAUCAAUUGGAUUAUUUAUGAAAAAUCGAAGUUUUAAUUAA